CCGGCUCAGGCGUGCUCAGGUGGUGGUGCUCAGGCCGCCCACACGUGUUGCCGGUGAAGGUACAGAAUCACACCCGGGGGGAGGGGGGCGUUAGAGAAGUGAGCCACACAGAUAAAUUACCCACACCAACGCCACAUCAACGCCACAUCAACCACCCUUAGAGCACAGAGGCGAGACAUUUACAGCCCGAGGAGGAAAAAUAAAAUAAUAUAAUGUGUGUGUGUCAGCAGCCGUGAUCCCGUGCAGAAGACGCAAACACCUGCACGCCCGCCCCCGCCGCCCACACGUCCAGGGAGCUGCUUCGGGGUUCACGGGACACGAACCGGAUACCGAGAUGUGCAAGUCGUGUGUUUGACCUUGAGACCACGUGGUGCCUGGACAAGGGACUGGGACCUUAGAACACGAUUAUUACACGUUUUUCAAGCCCUGCUCAUCGGCGUACCGUGGGACACAUCCGCCCACCCCCAGUGCAGCGACAGGCCAGGAUGAGCUACAGUGUUCACGUGCUGCAGGAUGGCUACUCCCGCCUUGAGGAUGGGGUCAUGAGGGCCAACUGCACUUGUACGCUGGUCAAGGGUCCCAACAUUGUCAUCGUGGACACCCUCACCGCCUGGGACAAGAACGUGAUACUCUCUGGCCUGGCCAAGGAGAGCAUUCGCUGCGAGGACGUGAACUAUGCCAUCGCGACCCACGGCCACUCGGACCACCUGGGGAACCUCAACCUCUUCACUGCGGCCACACACAUCGUCGGGUUCACAGUCUCCCAUAAGGACCAGUUCUUCAUCCACCCCUUUGAGACCGGGGAGCCUUUCAAGGUCGACGAUGCCCUCCAGGUCAUCCCCACGCCUGGCCACACCACGGCGGACGUCUCGGUGGUGGUGAAGACCGCCGACCAGGGCAAGGUGGUCAUCGCAGGCGACCUCUUCGAACGGGAGGAGGACAUCGCCGACCCUUCCCUCUGGCGACACACAGCAGGGAGCGAAAACCCCGAGACCCAGGAGAAACACCGGAACAAAGUACUUCUCCUGGCGGACUACAUCGUUCCUGGCCAUGGCCCGAUGUUCAAGGUGACGGAGGCCAUGAAGGAGGCGGCCAAGGGGGACGGCUCAGGCCAGAAGUAGUGUGUGUAGAUUCAGUUCCUGUUGUUAUUCAGUAGGGGUGGUUGUCAGUGGGGGUUUUAAGGCAAUAGGUAUUAGUGCAGCUCUUUACCUGGCAGCUUAACCCAGUAGCAGCGACGGGCCAAAUUUGUGGCUUUACCGUGUACCAGCGAUGGGCCAAAUUUGUGGCUUACCGUGUACCAGCGACGGGCCAAAUUUGUGGCUUUACCGUGUACCAGUGACGGGCCAAAUUUGUGGCUUUACCGUGUACCAGCGACGGGCCAUAUUUGUGGCUUUACCGUGUACCAGCGACGGGCCAAAUUUGUGCCACGAUAUAAACCCCCCAAAAUAGAUGUUGCAUAAACUGACCGCAAAUGCUUUGAUAUAUAUUAUGAAAUGGUUUGUGUAAGUGUUUUUUUUCUUCUCAUUUUUCUCGCUUAGAGGGGCCUUUAAGAAACGUGAUCCCCGCUGCUACCGGGUUAAAAGUCUCCCGUCGGAACACUAUUUGGACGAGGGCUUGCAUGAGGAGAAAAAAGGAAAAUUGAAUGGUUAUGGAAUUAAACCUUGUUGGAAUUAAGGUUGAUACAUACUUAAAAUUUCAUUAGAAUUGAGAUUGAUAGUUAUUCUCUUAAAAUGGAUGAAAAUUAAGUGGAUAUCAGAAUCAACUUUGUCAGAAUUGAUUGAUAAAUAUUCUCCUAAAACAGAAAAUUUAUUGGAUAUUGAAUUAAAAUUAAAUUAUUGAAAUUAAAAUGAAAUUAUUGAGUCAAAUUGCUAAUGACUGAUAAAUACUCAUUAAAAAGUAAGUGGAUAUUGCAUUAAACUUUUUUCAGAAUUAGAAUCUAUUAAUAUUUUCUGUUUUGUCGAAGGUACAUUUUAAUUUUAUGGCCAGAUUUUCUUUUUUUCUAUAUUUCUCUAUUUUUUUUCCAAUUUCUUACCAAGUACAUUUAUUUACAAAGCUUAUAUUAGUUCCUUACCCAUUAGUGCGUAAAAAAUAGGGAGUUCUGUUAAAGGUAUAUUUUUAUUUUACGUCCAAAUUUUCCUUUUUUCCAUAUUUUUCUAUUUUUUCCAAUUUCUUACCAAGUACAUUUAUUUACAAAGCUUAUAUUAGUUCCUUACCCAUUAGUGCGUAAAAAAAAUAGGCAGUUCUGUUAAAGGUAUAUUUUUAUUUUACGUCCAAAUUUUCCUUUUUUUCCAUAUUUUUCUAUUUUUUCUGAUUUUUCUAUCAAGUACAUUUAUUUACAAAGUAGUUUACGUUACUUACCCUUCAGUGCGUAAAAAAAUAGGUUGUUUAGAUAGAGGCUUAUUUUUAUUUUCUUGGCAAAUUUUCCUUUUUUCCAUAUGUUUUUUUUUUUCCAUAUUUUCUAUCAGUACAUUUAUUUACAAAGUAGUUUACGUUACUUACCCUUCAGUGCGUAAAAAAAUAGGUUGUUUUGACAGAUUUAUUUUUAUUUCAUGGGUAACUUUUCCUUUUUUUCCCACAUUUUUCUAUUUUUUUUCCAUAUUUUCCAUCAAGUACGUUUAUUUACAAAGUAGUUUACGUUACUUACCCUUCAGUGCGUAAAAAAAUAGGUUGUUUUGACAGAUUUAUUUUUAUUUUCUUGCCAACUUUUCCUUUUUUCCAUAUUUUCUAUUUUUUCCACAUUUUCAAUCAGCUGUUUUCAUUUACCUCCCUUUCUCAUCUUCCUCCUCCAUUCUUUCUCUCCGCCACCUGAUCUUCCCUCCGUACCUCUCCCGGACACUUCAACGGAGGUAGCAGAUCUCCACAUUUCCUCCACCCUACCCGUUCCUUCCACAGGCCUCCACUCCCAAUCUUACCCUUCCUCUACCAUCCACUAUGCUUCCUAUCCACUCCACACGUGUUCCUGAAUCUUUCCGCUUGCCACUACUCCCAUAUAUACCCAUCUAUUUACAGAGCUUAUAUUAGUUUUUUUUAUACGGCUAAAAAAAACCGCUCAAGGGCAACAAAAAAGGAGUAACAAAAAUUAAAUAAUAAAAAAAGGCCGCUAAUUGCCGUUACCCAUUAGUGCAUAAAAAACAAUAGGCAAUCAUCAUCAUCAUCAGGCUCAGAGGGAAACUCACACCUUUUCAAAACCUUUUAUUUAAUUUGCUAUUUUGAUACAAAAUAUAUUUCGGUGAUAAAGUUAUACAAUGCACCUGUAGCCAUCACUCCGCAACACACACACGCACGCACGCAACACAACGCCAGAGAACCAGACCAGACGAGGGCGAGAGACGCGCAACACAAGACCGACACACACACACACACACAUGCACACACACGUAACGCUCCCCGCAACGCAAACCAAACGCCCGCUGCCACUGUGUCGACGCAACUCAAAAGCGGUGGACCGAACCCUCGUACAGCGGACCCUCGAUUUGACGCACGACAGAUACCCGAGAAUGUCAGGCUAAAUGGAGGUGUUGUGUUGUGUUAUUUCAGUGGGAUUUAGCGAUUUUGAGACCGUGAAUGAGGAAGAAAGGAGAAGGGAGGAAGGGAGGAAGGAAAGAAGGAAGGGAAGGUAAAUGUGUGUGUGUGUGUGUGUGUGUGUGUGUGUGUGUGUGUGUGUGAAGUUCAAUAGACUAAAUGAAGGUGUAAUUUCAAUAGCAUUUAUCAAUUAUGAACUAGCGGAACUUUUUUUAAUGUGUGUGUGUGUGUGUGUGUGUGUAAGGAGUCAAUUCCCAAGGGUGCGUUUAAUAUGGAAGGUCAGUAAAACAUAAAUAAAUAAAUAAAAUAAAAGGUCGCUCAACGGAGGGUCUGCUCUAUUAGGGUUCGGUACUAAUUGAAGGUGUCCUGGAAGACAUCAUCACGCUAAUCUGACAUAUCUUCUUUCAUGUAUAAUUUCUUUGUUAUUUUCCUUUGCCGUAACACAAAUGGAAAUCGUGGAAUUCUGCCUUUUAAUUUUUCUCAUGUAGUAUUUCUUGUUUGUUUUCCUACCAAAACAAACAGUGGAGUAAAUUAGUGAAUCAUUGAGGUGUAUUGAUUUCAUUUCUUCCAUAACAAACACUGGAAUUAGGCCUUUUUAUUAUGGUAUAUUGUCGAACGCUCUUAUGUAAUUACCGUUUGUUUUCCUACCAUAACAAACAAUGGGGUAAAUUAGUGAAUCAUUGAGGUAUUUUGAUUUCAUUUUUCCCAUAACAAACACUGGAAUUAGGCUUUUUAUUAUGGUAUAUUGUCGAACGCUCUUUCAUGUAAUUACUGUUUGUUUUCCUACCAUAACAAACAGUGGGGUAAAUUAGUGAAUCAAUGAGGUGUAUUGAUUUCAUUUCUCCCAUAACAAACACUGGAAUUAGGCUUUUUAUUAUGGUAUAUUGUCGAACGCUCUUUCAUGUAAUUACUUUGUUUAUUUUCCGAUCAUAACUGUUGAGUAAAUUAGUGAAUCAUUGAGGUAUAUUGACAUUUCGAACUUUUCAUUUCUCCCAAAACAAACACUGGAAUUAGGUCUUUUUAGUAUGGUAUGUUGUCUAAUGCUCCUUCAUGUAAUUACUAUGUUUGUUUACUUACGAUAACAAACGCUGGAAUAUAAGUAAACCAUCGUGCAAUUUUGAUUAAGGUUCUUUCAUGUAAUUUCUUUGUAUCUUCCUAUCAUAACAAACCAAUAUAUUCAGUCUUUCAUUACAGUAUUUCAACUUGUCUUUCAUAGUAUUUCCAGUUUUUUUUUUCCAUAACAAAUAUUAGGAUAGAGUUAUCAUUGUGCAAUUUUUACAUCAGUUCUUUCAAGUAUAAUUUCUAUGUUUUUUUUCACUAUGGGUUCUUUCAUGUAAUUUCUAGUGUUUUUUAUCAUAACAAACAUAUAAGUCUUUCAUGAUCUUGGUAUUUCAACUUAUUUUCUUUACUAUAACAAGAACAUGGGAUUUCAACGUAGGGUCCUUCAUGUAAUUUCUAGUGUUUUUUUAUCAUAACAAACAUAUAAGUCUUUUAUGAUCUUGGUAUUUCAACUUAUUUUCUUUACUAUAACAAGCACAUGGGAUUUCAACGAGGGGUCCUUCAUGUAAUUUCUAGUGUUUUUUUACCUUAACAAACACGUACAUUAAGUCUUUCAUUAUCUUGGUAUUUCAACUUAUUUUCUUUACUAUAACAAGAACAUGGGAUUUCAAUGUAGGGUCCUUCAUGUAAUUUCUAGUGUUUUUUUACCUUAACAAACACGUACAUUAAGUCUUUCAUUAUCUUGGUAUUUCAACUUAUUUUCUUUUCCAUGUGUAAUUUCUGUUUUUCUUUACUAUAACAAGCACAUGGUAUUUCAAUGUAGGGUCCUUCAUGUAAUUUCUAGUUGUUUUUUUUACAUAAGAAACACUUGGAGCAAACUCUUUCAUAAUGGUAUUUCAACUUAUUUUCUUCUUUCAUUUAUAAUUUCUUAGUAUUUUUUUCUACCUUAACAAACACUCAGAAUAACGCCGAUCAUUAUGGUAUACGUUUUUCCAUGUAAUAUCUUUCUUUCUAUUACUAUAAACAAACACUGGAAUUAAAAGUCUUUCAUCAUGGUACGGUAUUUCGACUUAUGUUCCUUCAUGUAUAAUUUGUUUUUUUACCAUAAGACAAAAAUAAUAAUAAAGUCUUUCACGUGGUAUCCCGACUUGUUCCUUCACAUUAUCCUCUUUAACUUAACUAUUAAUAAAGACACUUCAAAAUAAUGAUGCCAAGGAUUAAGGUAUUAUAAGACAUUUCGCUGCCCAAGAACACUCAUUUGACAAGGCUUUCGUAGGAGCUGUGGGCAUUUCUCAGAGUAGUUUUAUGACCCUGGAGGUAGUGUGACCCUUCUUCUGCACUGUGUCCCUAAGAAACACCUAUUUAACAAGGCUUUCAUAGGAGUUGUGGGCAUUUCCAGGAGUAGUUUUAUGACCCUGGAGGUAGUGUGACCCUUCUUCUGCACUGUGUCCCUAAGAAACACCUAUUUGACAAGGCUUUCGAAGGAGUUGUGGGCAUUUCCCGGAGUAGUUUUAUGACCCUGGAGGUAGUGUGACCCUUCUUCUGCACUGUGUCCCUAAGAAACACCUAUUUGACAAGGCUUUCGUAGGAGUUGUGGGCAUUUCCAGGGGUAGUUUUAUGACCCUGGAGGUAGUGUGACCCUUCCUCUGUACCAUGAACCUAUAGAAACACCUAUUUGACAAGGCUUUCGUAGGAGUUGUGGGCAUUUCCAGGAGUAGUUUUAUGACCCUGGAGGUAGUGUGACCCUUCCUCUGUACCAUGAACCUAAAGAAACACCUAUUUAACAAGGCUUUCGUAGGAGUUGUGGGAAUUUCCAGGAGUAGUUUUAUGACCCUGGUGGUAGUGUGACCCUUCCUCUGUACCGUGAACCUAAGAAACACCUAUUUGACAAGGCUUUCGUAGGAGUUGUGGGCAUUUCCAGGAGUAGUUUUAUGACCCUGGUAGUAGUGUGACCCUUCCUCUGUACCGUGAACCUAAAGAAACACUCAUUACAGCCCGACUGACCUACUCUUUAGCCUUUAGAAAUAAGUGAUGCGAGAAGCGAUAGUCUUAUGAUAUGUCCUUAAGUCUCUCAACAUUAAACAGAGUAGAUUUUUUACCAUAACUAUUAAUAAAGUCAAUUGAAAAUAAUGAUGCCAAAUAUUGUUUCUCUCAACAUUAGACAGACUUAGAGCAUUGAUAAAGUUUUACGUUCACAAAUCAAUCAUGAAUUUAUACCACUAAGACUUAAAAGUAAAUAAAAGGUUUGAAUCCUCCACUUAACACAUUCGGAAUCCCUUUCAGUGGUGGAGGAAACUCUAUCCGACACAUCAUUAGAAGAAUUAAGAUUAAAAACAUAAAUAAAAAUGUUCAGAUUCUCCACGUUAUGCAUUUCAGUGGAGGACAUUAACAGGAUCCAACACCUUAUGAGAAAUUGCUACGAUUAUAAAAAGAAAUUAUAAAGGGUUCAGAUCCUCCAUGUUAAAAUAUUUGGAAUCUCUUUUAAUAGUGCAGGACAAGUUAACAGGAUCCAACACCUUAUGAGAGUUUACCAUCAUUAUAAAAAAGUAAAUUAAAGGUUCCAAUUCUAAGUUAACAGGAUCCAACACCUUAUAAGAAUUUACCAUCAUUAUAAAAAAGUAAAUUAAAGGUUCCAAUUCUAAGUUGACAGGAUCCAACACCUUAUGAGAGGAAUUUACCAUCAUUAUAAAAAGUAAAUUAAAGGUUCCAAUUCUAAGUUAACAGGAUCCAACACCUUAUGAGAAUUUACCAUCAUUAUAAAAAGUAAAUUAAAGGUUCCAAUUCUAAGUUAACAGGAUCCAACACCUUAUAAGAAUUUACCAUCAUUAUAAAAAGUAAAUUAAGGUUCCAAUUCUAAGUUAACAGGAUCCAACACCUUAU
Molecule: messenger RNA, 7401 nt
Organism: Eriocheir sinensis (Chinese mitten crab)
Lineage: Eukaryota; Metazoa; Arthropoda; Malacostraca; Decapoda; Varunidae
Product: metallo-beta-lactamase domain-containing protein 1-like
Exons: 9
Coding region: 486-1121 (211 amino acids)
Source: RefSeq, a predicted model, not a curated record